Messenger RNA from Chenopodium quinoa (quinoa), 1215 nucleotides. RefSeq lists its product as uncharacterized. Bases 318 to 854 code for a protein of 178 amino acids. The transcript has 3 exons. Lineage: Eukaryota; Viridiplantae; Streptophyta; Magnoliopsida; Caryophyllales; Amaranthaceae. The record is from RefSeq and is a predicted model, not a curated record.
UUUUUUUUUUUUUUUUUUUUUUUUUUUUUUUUUUUGUCAACGGAUAAUAAUAUUACUAGUAAGGAUAGAUUUUUAGUGGAGUUGUCUUUGAGUUGGAUAAAAUUUCCUAAGUUCAAUAGAAAUUGUGUAAUUUAAUCAGCACCUCUAGUCCUCCUCUACCUGUUACAAUGUGAUAUAUUUCUAUUUAACAACUUUAGGGCUAACCUAUAAAUAUGUGAAAAAGUUUUUUUUAUUGAAACCACAACUUUGAGAAAAAAAAAAAAAGAAAAGAUUUCAUUGUUAGGGCCAUAGUCCUCUCCCUGUACAGGCUUAGUGAGAUGGCGUUAAGCAUGAAGCAGAUGGUUAUCCUAAUUGCCUUCUUUGGCGUCGUGUCGUUAAUUUGCGGUGUUAUUGCUGAAAAUAAGAAGCCUUCAACCGGAACACCUAUAGCAGGGAAGGGUGUUGUAAUCUGCAAGUAUCCCUCUGAUCCAACCGUAGCUCUGGGAUAUACAUCUUUGGCUACUCUGGUAAUAACUACUGUUAUCGGGUUCAAGUCGAUUUUUCACCCCUAUGACAACAAGGCAGUUCCCACUCAUGCCAUCUUUGGUACCAAAGUCAUGACUGUUUUCUUCAGCAUUACUUGGCUGAUAGCGGGUUUAGCUGCUACACUGCUCUUAUGGCCAACAAUCAGUCAACAGCUUCAUUUGAGUCACACAGUGCAUCACACCCCAAACUACGCUUGCCCCACUGCUAAAACAGGGCUCAUGGGAGGUGGCGCCUUUAUGUCUCUCAAUUCAGCCCUCUUCUGGUUGAUGUGCCUAAUGUUGGCUAAGAAUGCGCGAGAAGAUUACUUUGAGGAAUCAUCCCGAGUUUAGCUUCUUACAAGUGGUGAUUGAAUUAGCAGGAGUUUCAAAUAACAGAGCUUGAAUGAGUGACCAGAACUUCUCUGGUUGAACCGUUGAACAACUCUCUCGUUCAUAGUAGUUUAUAUUUCUUUUUUAGUGAUGGGAAAUUUGUUGAAUACCCUAAUUUAUACGUUGUAUCUCUUAACAAAUUCUUACAGUUCCAUAGAUCGUUUCUUUUUUCUUUGGUGAUGAGAAAAGAAAGAGAGCACUUAUUAUGUGCUCCAGUUACCACCCUCUUAAGAACCUUAGUUCAUAUUCGUUCUCGAUUAUGACUAAAGGAACUCUACUUUCUUUGGCAUGUAAAUACAAGAAGAAAGGAAAGUCUGAAAUU